AUCUGUUUCGUUACAGCUGGAGAGAAGGAUCUUCAAUCGCCAAUUAUUGUCGGCACGUUUCCGCUGGCAACACAACAAUCAGCGAUGAUCGAUUCGUUAGUAUCAACUCUCAUUAUGCAUCAUUGCCAUUUGAACCAACAAACUGUAUUCAAGUAUGGAUGUGUCAAUUUCAUCACUUUUUUAUCUUACAUUUGCAAAUGCGAUUUCGAUCUACGAUUCAUGUCGAGCACUCAGAAGCACCAUUCAUGGCUGUUGAAUCGUUUGUUCGAAAUACGCGCACUCAGAAAUCGAAAAGGUUUCUCACGCCUGGCGUUCAGUCCGCCGAUUCCACUUCAAAAGAGCAUCGCACAUGAGAAGAAACUGGCUGAG
Molecule: messenger RNA, 369 nt
Organism: Anisakis simplex (herring worm)
Lineage: Eukaryota; Metazoa; Nematoda; Chromadorea; Rhabditida; Anisakidae
Source: the annotation of a GenBank genome assembly